AUGGAUUUAAUCGAACCGCAUAUUGCUUUAACGCACGAUCGAAUUGACUUCGAUGUGAGCAAUUUAUCGUUAGAGCGUGGCUAUACUAAAGAUUUGGGUAUGCGUGUUGAUAUCACUGGUGGAACGCAUCCAAUUCAAUUGGAAACUAUCGUCGAACAUAUUCGUAAUAAAAAUUUUGAAGUUCUACGUCCAAUCGAUGGCGAAAACGGUCCGAAUACAUCAGGAACAGUGGCCGAACGCGUUGAGAAAAUGAAAUCAAGAGGAUGGACACAGAUCGGUAAACCAUUUUCAUUUAUUCCAAAUCCACCAUCAACUUGUAAUGCGUUGCUUGUGUGUUACCCAUCAUCAACUGUACUUUAUCGAGAUCUUGUCGCUGAAAUGCAGAAAAUUCCAGGCGCUAGAGUGCUUUCAAUCGAACAGAUAAAAAAUCCCGAUGUUGAAUCAUUGUAUGAAUAUAUGAAACGAAGCAUCGCGAAAGAAUGUCCAGGAAACGAUCCACGAGAACGCGAAUUGUUUCAUGGGACAGGUGGUGAUGCAAUCCAAGGAAUAAUUGAUAGAGGAUUCGAUGAUCGAUACUUCUCACCGUCUGGUGCAUGGGGACGGGGGGUGUACUUUGCUGAUGAUCCUCGAAAAUCAAAUAGCUAUGCACCGCCAGAUCCACUGACAAGACAUCGUGUUAUUUUUUAUAACAAAGUUUUACUAGGUGUUCAAUGUAAACUGAGUCAACCGGAUAACUCUCUCAGUGCAGCACCAAAGGGCCAUCAUUCUGUCCAUGGAACUGGAUUUCAAUAUGAUGAAUAUAUCGUCUAUCGAUAUGGACAAGCUUUGCCAUAUCUGAAAAUAACUUACACAACACCUUAA
Adineta ricciae is the source of this 861-nucleotide messenger RNA. NCBI's taxonomy places the organism in Eukaryota, Metazoa, Rotifera, Eurotatoria, Adinetida, Adinetidae. The record is from the annotation of a GenBank genome assembly.